Messenger RNA from Colletotrichum spaethianum, 1089 nucleotides. RefSeq lists its product as uncharacterized. The record is from RefSeq and is a predicted model, not a curated record. The transcript has a single exon. Lineage: Eukaryota; Fungi; Ascomycota; Sordariomycetes; Glomerellales; Glomerellaceae. Bases 1 to 1089 code for a protein of 362 amino acids.
AUGGUCAACGAAGCCCUUUCCCGCUUCUGCUCAGGCGCGCUCCACCACCCCUCGCCCAAGGCGUGCUGGAAAGAGGACGUCGAGGCAGUCAGAGACCUCUUGGCCAGGUACAUCCACGCCGACCCCUUGACCAUUGCCUUUGUGCGAGACACGACCGAAGGCCUUGGGAGCUUCAUCCGCGGGCUAGAGUUCACUCCGGGCGAUAACGUGGUCAUGCUCGACUGCGAGCACCCCAACCAGGCAUUCGCAUGGAUGGCGCUCCGGCCCUCUGGGCUAGGAGUCAGGCUCGUGCCUACGGACGCCGAGAAUCCCACAGCCGCAGACGCGCACACUUUCGCGCCGUACGUGGACGAGAGGACCAAGGCGAUCGGGCUGAGCUCCAUCAUGUUCCACAGCGGACAGUGGAACGACGUGGCGAGCGUGUGCGCGGCCUAUCGACCCCGAGGGAUUCAUGUUCUGGCGGAUCUCACGCAGCAGGUUGGCUUUGCGGAUGUCGAUGUCCGGGGAUUGGGCGUCUCGGCGGCGGCGUUUAGCCUGCACAAGGGGCUGAAUACCCCGACGGGUCUUGCUGCGCUGUACGUUGAUACGCAGUUCAUCACAGAGGUUGACCCGAUACCGCCGAUAGUUGGGUAUGGAGGCGUGAGCAGCAACGGCGACUCGGAAGAUUUCAUGGUUCCCCAGGGGCCUGUCCUCUUCCACCCCACGGCCCGGCGAUAUGAGCACGCCAACAUGAGCUUCGUGUCAGCAGUCGCAGCGCGGGCGUUUCUUCAGUUCUAUCUUGAAGUCAUGGGACCCAAAAACGUGGAGAACCAUCUAUACAGCCUUGGUGAUGCGCUACGUAGCGCGUGCGAGGGCCUGGGUGUUGGCGUGGUUGGGCCGAGCGAGAGGGAACGCCAUGCGCCGCAUCUGCAUGUUCUUCGACUACGCGAUCCUAGAUGGUUCGGGCAUUUGAAGGCCGCCGGGAUCGUUGCGACUCGGCUUCGCACGGGAAUCCGGGUGUCUUUCGGAUUCUAUAACAACCUGGAGGAUGUCGAGAGACUGAUGGAGGGGAUCAGGUCCGGGCUCGGAAGCGGCAUCCCGACGUGUUAG